Messenger RNA from Lacerta agilis (Sand lizard), 1632 nucleotides. RefSeq names its product hepsin (gene HPN). Bases 297 to 1550 code for a protein of 417 amino acids. Lineage: Eukaryota; Metazoa; Chordata; Lepidosauria; Squamata; Lacertidae. Gene Ontology annotation, molecular function: serine-type endopeptidase activity; serine-type exopeptidase activity. Gene Ontology annotation, cellular component: membrane. The transcript has 13 exons. The record is from RefSeq and is a predicted model, not a curated record. Gene Ontology annotation, biological process: proteolysis.
CCCCCUCCUGGCUCCUCCCGGGUUGCCAGCUCUUCCCCUCCUCCUCCUCCUCCCGCCGCCCCAGGUGGGGAAGCUGCCUUGCGCAAGGAAGCACUUCUGAGCCCGGGAGACCUGCCCUGUCUCUGGCUUUCCAGCCAUGAAGAUCGCGCCCCCCUUAGCGGGAAGGCAAGUACCCCGGUGAGGGCAGCGAGGGCUUCCAGAUUCCACCCCACCCACCUAGAAAAGGCCUCCUCUCCUGGGGGACCUGGAUUUCGAAAAGGAGGAUACGGCAGGUUUGAUGAUUAACCAGUUCUGAAAUGGCAGAAAAAGAUGGGGGCCUGAAACGACGCAACUGGAUUUCGCCUAAGGUGGUGGCUGUAGUAGCCAGUGGCUUCCUUCUCUUGGCUGCAAUCGGAAUUGGGAGCUGGGCUAUAGUGGUUUCUGUGUUCAGAAGUGAAGGUGAAAGCCUGUAUGUUGUCCAGGUGAGCUCCGGCGACCUGCGCCUCACUGUGUACGAUGAGAAUGAAGGGAGGUGGAGGCUGCUCUGUUCGUCGUCCUCCGAUGCCCAAGUGGCCACCCUCAGUUGCGAGGAGAUGGGAUUUGUCAGGUCUCUCUCCCAUUCAGUUCUGGCUGCUGACAGAGCAGGGGCCAAUGGGACGUCAGGCUACUUCUGUGUGGACGAGUCCCGCCUACCUUUUGCACGAAGGCUGAGCGAGGCCAUUGUGGUGUGCGAAUGCCCGACAGGCCGAUUCCUGGCAACGCUAUGCCAAGACUGUGGACGUAGAAAGUUGUCUGUGGACCGCAUUGUGGGAGGCCAGGACGCCAGCUUGGGCAAAUGGCCGUGGCAAGUCAGCCUGCGCUACGAUGGGACGCACCUUUGCGGUGGCUCCAUCAUCUCAAAUGAGUGGGUUAUCACGGCUGCACACUGCUUCCCAGAGAGGAAUCGAGCAGUGAGCAGGUGGCGGGUGUUUGUGGGGGCCGUUUCCCAGCUCUCCACUAAGGGGCUGCAGGUGGGUGUGACAAGCGUCGUGUACCACGGUGGGUACCAGCCCUUCCUGGAUCCCAACAGCGAGGAGAACAGCAAUGACAUAGCCCUGAUGCACUUGGCAACGCCCCUUUCCUUUAACGAAUAUAUCCAGCCCAUCUGCCUGCCAGCUUUGGGCCAGCCUUUGGUGGAUGGCAAGAUCUGUAUCGUCACCGGCUGGGGCAACACCCAGUACUAUGGGCAACAGUCUGACGUGCUGCAAGAAGCCAGCGUGCCCAUCAUCAGCACCAGUGUCUGCAACAGCCCUGACUACUAUGGCAGCCAGAUCAGGCCCAGGAUGUUCUGCGCUGGCUUUGCUGCUGGGGGAACAGAUGCCUGCCAGGGCGACAGUGGCGGCCCCUUUGUGUGUGAGGAUGGCAUCUCUCGGACUUCCCGCUGGAGGCUCUGUGGAAUUGUGAGCUGGGGUACUGGCUGCGCCCUGGCCCAUAAACCCGGGGUCUACACAAAGGUCAACGAUUUUCAAGGGUGGAUCUAUCGUGCCAUGAAGACUCACUCCCAUGCCAGUGGAAUGGUGAUCCAGGACUGAAGCCCCGGAAGAGUGAUACUGAGUCACCUCUGCCUCGCCAACCUCCCCCCCUUCCAGUGUGAGACUGCUGCUAUAAACAAAA